Messenger RNA from Macrobrachium nipponense, 2287 nucleotides. RefSeq lists its product as uncharacterized. Bases 511 to 1413 code for a protein of 300 amino acids. The record is from RefSeq and is a predicted model, not a curated record. Lineage: Eukaryota; Metazoa; Arthropoda; Malacostraca; Decapoda; Palaemonidae. The transcript has 5 exons.
CCCAGUUCUUACGCCGGAUUGCUAGUGCAACGUUAUUCUUACGUCCGAUGAAACGAGGAAUAUUUUGAGACUUUUCAUCUAGACUACGAAUCAGACCCAUUGUCUUUGCUGGACGAGGUCAUAGCAACGCGAGAGUGACCCAAGUUUUGAUCGCGGUGAGGAGCAUCUGACUGCCACUUCGCAGCCAGUUCAUCUCAGUUGUCAACAGCUGGCCGUUCCGAUGAGAGCGUUCCUCGGGUCUCUGUGACGCCUCCCUCGUCUGGUGUUUGUGUCGCGCGCCUCGUCCGUUUCCUGCGGAAUGGCUUGAGUUUCAAACUGCAUUCUGUAUUAUCCUGAUUAAUAGCAUAGCUGCAUCCAAAGAGCCUUUUUUUACAUUUUCUGUAAAUAGACUUCUUCAAAAAAGUAUCCAUGAAUACUAAAAGUUGAAACACUGAAUUCCCUAACUAAAAGAUUUCGUUGAAUGAUGCCAUCGAAUGUGACUAUCGAUGACAAAUACGAGAGUGAGUGAUCAUGAAUUCGAAGCGCGUGGUUUGUUUGACAGCUGUUAAGGCCAAAAUGGACAAAAAGUACGACACGAUUCUCUUCGUGAUUCUUGUUACCCUCCUCAUCAGCACUGAAGGCGGCGGCGUUCAAGGUCUCCACAUCAGGUCGGUGAACGUCCCAGACGUCGUGAUAGCCGGAGAAGUAGCCUGGCUCGAGUGCGAGUGGAUAGACGAAGGGGAUUCCAUCUACGCCCUCAAGUGGUACCUGGGCCUCGACGAAUUCUACCGGUGGACGCCCGCGGAGAAUCCGCCCAUCAAGAUCUUCCCGGUGAAGGACAAUCCUCUGAAGGUGGACGAGAAGGCCUCCAGCAGGGGAAGGGUCAAGAUCUACCAGGUGACCCUCGACGCCACAGGGGUGUAUCGCUGCGAAGUGUCCGCCGAAGCGCCUUCCUUCCACACAGAGUCGGCUGUGGCUUCUAUGAAUAUUGUUGACCUACCAGACACUAAGCCACAGAUCAGAGGAGCAGACAGGAACUAUCAGCUUCACGACGAAGUCAGUCUGAACUGCACUUCGCCGAGAUCCCAGCCGCCAGCCACUCUCACCUUCUACGUCAACGAUGAACAGGCAGAACCAUCAUGGCUGGUGCCAUACCAGGUCAUCGAGGAGUACGGGACGGGGCUGGAGACGUCCGUCUUAGGCCUGAGAUUCCCACUGAGACCCAGAUUGCUCCGGCGGGGAGCGGUCAUCGUCAAAUGCACGGCAGCAAUCAGCAAUCUUUACUGGGAGAGCAACGAAGUCCUCAUACCGGGGGACCUCCCCUACCACGCAUCCAUCAUGGAGGGGAGAGCGUCGGCAGCAACAGGCUUCCCAUCAUUCAAAGGUCAUCUAGCGGUUCUCUUGGCCUCGAAAAUUUUGACCCGAGUGAUAUGACACUAGAGUGAAGGGAGAAAAAAAAUAAGAAGUAAGAAAAUCAAUAUUUCAAGUGUUGAAACUUAAUUCAAUGUAGUCGUUGUGUUUCGUGUAUUUUUAUAAACUUCGUCGUCGUGCGCUGGUGACUUUCGUUGCCAAACCGAAACAUUUUCUUUGUUAUAGAAAGUUUAGAAAGGUUUCGUUCGGGGCUAGUCUUUAUUAACUGUGAUGAACACGAGGCGCCCCCCCUCCCAAAAAAAAAUUUAGUAAAUACUUCGUAAUUAUUGGAAAUAUUCCUUGCCAGUGUGAGUGGAAUCUUUGCCCCAAAAAAGUGCAUUUUUGAAAACAAUAUGAAGUGCAUCAGACGCUAGAAAGCGAUCCAGUCACUUGGCUCGUGAAAGAAAUAAGAAAUAUUCAUAAUACGAAUAAGUUUUUUCCCUCAGAAAUACAUGAACUGCAUUCUGGCCCGAGUCCUGAGUAGGCCUAUGGACACCAUAUCAUAAUUCCAGUUCCACGUCUAUAUUUGAAUAAGUAUUUCAAACAAUUCCUUUUAUUUUCUUCGCCCUGAGUAUUUUCUUAAUAGAGAAUGGAGCCGUAGAGGUUGUGAAGUUUAUGUGAUGAAGAAAAAUCGCUCAUACAAAAAUGUAGUUUAAAAAUAGUCCAUUUGAGUAGUUACCCGAAUGAUAAUACACUUCUUCAGAAUCGUCGCAAUGUUUAUUUUGUUAUGAUUUCCGUCUACGUGAACGUUUUAGGAACUGCUGGAAAAAUGAAAUGACGUUGAAGUGAUUUUUGUUGCUGUUGUUUAAAAAAUGAAUGAAAAAAAUAAGACAUGUAGCGAAAAAAAAGAAAAAAAAUCUUGCCGGUUCUUCAUACAUUUCAAAUAAUAUUCUCCUUA